AACGAACGGGAAUUGUUCGAAGCUUGUCGCAACGGCGAUAUCGCCAAGAUUCGCAGGCUCAUCACAUCCCGGAAUGUCAACGCGAGGGACACCAGCGGUCGCAAAAGCACGCCUCUACAUUUUGCGGCCGGCUUCGGCCGGAAAGACGUAGUUGAGCACCUGCUCCAACAUGGUGCGAACGUGCAUGCCAAGGACGACGGAGGCCUAGUUCCCUUGCACAACGCCUGCUCAUUCGGCCAUGCCGAAGUCGUUCAAUUGCUACUGAAGAAAGGCGCCGAUCCUAGUGCGAAAGACAACUGGAGUUACACACCUUUGCACGAAGCCGCUGCAAAGGGAAAAACCGAUGUUUGUCUGGUGCUGCUGCAGAACGGAGCGGACCCCACUGCCGAGAACUCCGAUGGGAAAACGCCGAUCGACUUAGCCGAUCCUUCAGCAGGAGCUGUGCUCCGCGGAGAGCACCGGAAAGACGAACUUCUCGAGGCGGCGCGAUCCGGGAACGAGGAGAAAUUGAUGUUUCUGAUGACGCCGCUCAACGUCAAUUGUCACGCGAGUGAUGGGAGGAAGUCCACGCCGCUUCACCUGGCUGCAGGUUAUAACCGUAUCCGUGUUGUUCAGCUCCUACUCGAGAAAGGAGCCGAUGUUCAUGCAAAGGAUAAAGGCGGUCUCGUGCCUCUGCACAACGCUUGCUCGUAUGGACACUAUGAGGUCACCGAGCUCCUCCUCCGUGCGGGAGCUGCCGUCAAUGCAAUGGAUCUGUGGCAAUUCACACCGUUGCACGAAGCAGCCUCGAAAUGUAGACUCGAUGUUUGUUCGUUGCUGCUAGCCCACGGAGCUGAUCCCACACUGCUGAACUGUCAUUCCAGGUCUGCUCUGUCGAUGGCGCCCACGCGGGAGAUUCAGCAGCAAUUGCUGUUGGAAUACAGAGGCAAUUGCUUCUUGGAAGCCUGUCGUAGCGGAGACUUGGCGAGAGUGAAAAAAUAUAUCGCCCAGGAGUUGAUAAACUUCAAAAGUUUUCUAAACGGGGACAGCGCACUACACUGCGCUGUAUCCGCGGCGGCGAACAAGAAGAAGAUUGUCGAGAUACUGAUCCGCAAGGGUGCGCACGUGAACGACAAGAACAAACAAAUGCUUUCUCCUCUGCACAUCGCUGCCGACCACACAUUCCUCGAUAUGAUCGAUCUGCUGUUGAAAAACGGCGCGAAAAUAAACGCUCUGGAUGGGAACGGGGAAAGCGCUCUACACAGAUGCGGUCGCAGCGGGAACUUAUCUGCGUGUCGAACUCUGCUCGCUUUGGGCAUAGAUGCACAAUUGGUGAACAGUAAGGGAGAAACUGCCGCACAAGUCGCCAAAGAUGAGGUGAGGAAGCUGCUGACCGAGCUCUCUGAGGACUCGAUAUCAGAAUAUCAGCUCCUCGAAGCUUCGAAAGCGGGCGACAUCGAUAUCGUGGAGGGAAUACUCAAUUUGAGACCUGAUUUAGUCAAUUGUCGAGACGUCGAUGGUCGCCAGUCGACGCCUCUGCAUUUCGCCGCGGGAUACAACAGGGUAUCGGUGGUGGAAUGCCUUCUCAAAACGGGCGCUGACGUGCACGCUAAAGACAAAGGAGGUUUGGUUCCUUUGCACAACGCCUGCUCCUACGGACACUACGAAGUCGCUCUGCUCUUAGUGAAGCACGGCGCUUACGUAAAUGUCACCGAUCUUUGGAAGUUCAGCCCGCUCCAUGAGGCGGCCGCAAAAGGAAAAUACGACAUUGUCAAACUACUCCUCAGUCACGGCGCUGAUCCAGCGAAGAAAAAUCGAGACGGACAUACUCCUUUGGAUCUCGUCAAGGAUGGAGACCAGGAUGUUUCCGACCUGCUGCUCGGGGACGCCGCCCUUCUCGACGCGUCAAAGAGAGGGGACGUGGUCAGAUUGGCGAAAUUGAUCUCUAGCGACAACAUCAACUGUAGAGAUACUCAGGGUCGGAAUUCUACGCCUCUACAUCUGGCCGCAGGUUACAACAAUCUGGAAGUCGCUGAAUUCCUCUUGGAGAAAGGAGCCGACGUCAACGCCCAAGACAAAGGAGGUCUCAUUCCUCUGCACAAUGCCUCGAGUUACGGACAUCUAGACAUCGCAGCCCUUUUAAUAAAAUUCGGCACUGUGGUCAACGCAGUGGAUCGUUGGGGCUUCACGCCUCUGCACGAGGCCGCCCAGAAAGGUCGUACCCAGCUUUGUUCACUUCUCCUCGCACAUGGAGCGAAUCCCCUCCUCCGGAACAAUGAGGGUCAGACUCCUUUGGACAUGGCGCAUGCCGAAGAUGUUCGAUGCCUCCUCAUGGACUCCUUGCCGAGUGCUUUGCCUCUGAACGCGGUUUCCACGAGAAUCCACUCGGGUUUAGACAGUCUGAAAGCUGAAGGUGCUUCUAGAGUAUCCUCGAACGCAACUCCAGCGAGCUCAGUCGUCGAUCUCGAUAUACCUCCGGCGAUUACCCUGCUGACCAUGCACAGACGCCAACAGAAUCACAAGGAGGGAUCGCCAGAAACCACGAACCUCAACAUAACGCUGUCGAAUCAACAAGUUUUACAACUGCUAGAACAAUUGAAUCUCAGUGAAUUGAAGCAGAUCUUCGAGGUAGAGCAGAUAACAGUUGACAUUCUGGCUGAAAUGGGUCACGACGAAUUGAAAGAAAUCGGCGUGUCAGCUUACGGACAUCGACAUAAAAUAAUCAAAGGUGUGGAGAAAAUGUUGACUGGAUCUUCGUCGGAGAACUUCAUGCCGCCGAACCAAUGUGGAACAGUUUUAAUGGAUCUAACGACAACCGAUAUCGAGUACGCGGCUGUGGCCAGCGAAAUGCAAGAGACUAUUCGAGAUCAUGUCGACGGAGGUCAAGCCGGUGGCGUUUUCUCCCGGUAUAAUAUCCUGAAAGUUCAAAAAGUUCGGAAUAGGAGACUUUUCAAAAAGUAUUGUCACAGACGGAAAGAAGUCGCGGAGGAAAAUCAUUCCAACGCCAACGAGAGGAUGCUUUUCCACGGAUCUCCCUUCGUCGCCGCCAUAGUUCAGAAAGGUUUCGACGAACGACUCUCCUACAUCGGUGGGAUGUUCGGUGCCGGCAUCUACUUCGCAGAGAACUCUUCGAAAAGUAAUCAGUACGUCUACGGCUAUUGUGGCGGCAGCGGAUGUCCCGCCCACAAAAACAGAAGCUGCUAUCAAUGUCCGCGUCAAAUGCUCAUGUGCAGGGUAACACUGGGGAAGGCUUUCCUCCAGUUCAGUGCGAUGAAAGUCGCUCACGCACCGCCGGGUCAUCACUCAGUGAUCGGGAAACCGAGUCUCGGAGGCUUGCAAUUCGCUGAAUAUGUCGUUUACCGCGGAGAACAGGCCUAUCCAGAGUAUCUCAUAACGUACCAAAUCGUCCCGAAGGAAAGCCAGUGUUGA
This is a messenger RNA of Galendromus occidentalis (western predatory mite), 3408 nucleotides long. RefSeq names its product tankyrase (gene Tnks). The coding region runs from base 511 to 3408 and encodes 965 amino acids. NCBI's taxonomy places the organism in Eukaryota, Metazoa, Arthropoda, Arachnida, Mesostigmata, Phytoseiidae. The record is from RefSeq and is a predicted model, not a curated record. The transcript is spliced from 20 exons. Gene Ontology annotation, molecular function: protein binding; NAD+ poly-ADP-ribosyltransferase activity.